Molecule: messenger RNA, 963 nt
Organism: Onychostruthus taczanowskii (white-rumped snowfinch)
Lineage: Eukaryota; Metazoa; Chordata; Aves; Passeriformes; Passeridae
Gene: FAM237B
Product: family with sequence similarity 237 member B
Exons: 3
Coding region: 158-655 (165 amino acids)
Source: RefSeq, a predicted model, not a curated record
AAAGAGGUGGGGCUGCCACAGCUCCCUCCACCCUUGCCCAGACCCGAGUUCAGCUGCUGCUGCUGCUGCUUUGCCAGUGGCAGUCGUCCCUGUGCACUGUAACCUCGGCAUCCUCGGAGCAUCCAGCAGCUGCCAGGCACUUGCAGCCCUCUCAUGAAUGUCUUUCUUUAUCUCCAAGUGGCUGACUUCUGUUUCUCAAGGCUACUGUUUUCCAUCUCCUCGCUUAAAUACUGUAUCUUCUUCAAGUAUGGAAUUUGUAUGGAAACGAUGGUGGUAUCUUCAGCUAGGCUGUAUGUUAUUAGUGAAUUUGGUUUAUGCCAAUCUAGAGUAUCAAAAAGAAACUCCUCCAAGCCUGCGUGAGAUUGACCAUCAGUGCUGGGAGGUAUCGUCCCAUGGGCUGGUGGAAAUGAAGAAACUCAAGGUAGCAGAUACAGUCAUUGCUCUCUGGGACUUCAUGAUGUUCCUAAAGGAAUCCCCUAAGCCCAAGCACAAUGACCUCUUCAAUGAUUUAGCCCAGAACUUCUGGGAUAUGUAUGUAGACUGUGUGCUCUCAAGAUCCCAUGGAAUGGGCAGAAGACAAUUAACAUCUCCCAAAUAUUCUUCCACGUACUCACACAGAACUUUAGAAGGGUCUGCUUUCACCAAUCCAUUUUAGGCCAAAAGGGGAGAAAAUGAAGAUACUUAAACAAGGCAACAUCAAAAUGAAGGAGUACAAAGGAGUACAAUGUGUAUUGUAGAUGUAUGGACAAAUCCUUUGGCAUGGUGCAAUCCUUUGUUUUCUUUUAUUUUUGUAUAAAGUAAUUAAUCACUCCUAAACUGAUAAGUACAUGAACCCCCACACUGUCCCUUUUGCUUUCCUGUCUUGCAGUCUACUAAGCUUGCCUUUUCCUCCCUCCAUGUGUGAAUGUGUUCUGAGUCAACACCUUUGUUUUCCCACAUAAACUUUAAAGUCUUGAUGUGUCA